Molecule: messenger RNA, 1371 nt
Organism: Aphanomyces astaci
Lineage: Eukaryota; Oomycota; Saprolegniomycetes; Saprolegniales; Verrucalvaceae
Exons: 7
Coding region: 23-1327 (434 amino acids)
Source: RefSeq, a predicted model, not a curated record
CGGCAGUUUCACCGCUUGCGUUAUGCGAGGAAGCGUCGCCAGCCGCGGCGACCUAUCGCGGAUUGUGAAGCCGUCACAGGCCCUCCGACUCAUUCUGGAUACAGUGUCGCUCCUACUUCACGCUGACACGCCAGGUGGAAGUUCACUCACAUCGCUACAAGUGAUCGACCUCCUCCUGCACGCUGGCGAAGAGACCCUAGCAUCUCUUCAUGCCUUCGACACAUCCAAGGUUUCAGCUGAUGUCCACGACAGUUUAUUUGCGUUGCUGCAUCACGAUUAUUUCGACGCCGCUGCUGCCUCGUUGGAAGCGGGGCAAGUUGUCACAGACGUGUGUGUGGCCCUUGCUGCCAUCGAGAAGAGCCUGAUUCAAGAGCAUCUGGACCAGAAACGCACGUUGCCCACCACGUCGUUCUGCAUUUGCGUGGAUGGCAGCCGUGUCGCACGGGUGGCGUGCGACGUGGGGGUGUCGCUGCGGCGCCAAGGCAUGGUGCAUGUGUGCUGCAUCGACGAAUUCUCGACCGAAUCGCGGUACUCGCCAGAGUUCAUCACCAAAGACAUUACCGCGUUGUGCCGGCAACAAGGCGUGCCCGACGGCAAGUUUGUCGUCCGUGCCCAAGCGCAGCGACUGACGCAAAGCACAAUUUCAUCUCAACUGUUGGAGCUCCGAGAUUCGUGUCGAGCAGAUUUUAUUGUCGUUGGCGCGGUGGGGACAAAGGGGCCCCAGCCCUCUCAGCUCGGCAGCAACACCAUGCGCGCCAUUCGCGGCAGUCCCGUGCCAGUCAUCAUCGUGCCGCCGGUCCCCUCCUCGUACCCCGCGCCCCCUCCCACCAAGCCCCGGGUAUUUGUCGUAGCCAUGGACAACUCCCCCAUCGCGUCCAAGUGUUUUGACACGGCCCUGAAACUUCUCCACCCUCUCGACCGACUGCAUGUCCUGCAUAUUCAAAUUCCGCCGCACCCCCUUGCCGUGGAGUCGUCCGACCAGUUCGCUGCCACCCGUGCGCCGAUCUACACUGCCAAGCUAGCCAACGCCGAGGUCCUUGGGUCGGUGGAUGUGGUCCCCCACUCCCCCGGUACCACUGUCGCCGAGCAGAUCCAGUGCUACUUAGCCGACUCUCGCGCACAAUUUAUCGUGUUUGGACUCACGGGGGAAACGCAUUUGGCUCGAAAGACUUCGUCGGCGUCGCCCCCCCAGCCGCUCUCAAUGCUGAGCAAACAGUCAACUACCGCAUCGAGUACCGCUAAUGUCGUGCCCGUCGGCCGCGUGGCCUCGAGCCUCCUUCUAUCGCCCCGAUGUGUACUCGUGGUUUGCAAAGAAUCAAAUUCAUAGACUCUUUGACGUAAUGUAGUAGUUACAUGUGUGAUCAUUCGUGC